GAGGCGUACACUGAGGAUUCCCAACCGAGACCAUAUCGUACUUAUUUCCUAUCAUCCAGGAAUUCCAAGGGCGAUUAGCUUUAAUCAUGGAUUCGGUUGUGCAGCCGCACCAAUAUGUGGCUGUACGGAUGUCUUCCGGCAUGUACAAGCUGGUGAAAGCAGCUCCAAAUACAACAAUUUUGCUUGGUAAAUAUGGCAGCUUCUAUACAAAUCAUAUCAUCGGUCGACCGUUCCAUCAGACUUACGAGCUUUUACCCACACCAGAAGAAGAUGGCUACAGUCUGCGCGUCGUCCCAGCUGCUGAGCUCCAUGCGGAGGCUCUCAUCAGUGAAGGUUCUGCAGAAGUGGAUGGUUUGAUAGAAGAGCCGCCGGAGUCAGGAAGUGCGGGACAACAACCCAUACGCUCAAAUCGCGAUAUCAACGAUGAUGGAUCUGCGCAGACUCUGACUUGGGAAGAAAUUGAAGACUUGAAACGGAAUACUACAGGUGCCGGGAAAGAAAUUAUUGAUAAAUUAUUGGAAUCUCAUUCGACUAUUGACAAGAAAACGGCAUUUUCUCUGGCGAAGUAUAAGCUACGGAAAGAGAAAAAAUAUCUGAAAAGAUUUACGAUAGUGCCAUUGGACGUGAAUAUCCUGACGGAGUAUAUGCUCGAGCAAAAAGAAGCACACAGGAUCAUGGAGCUGCGUCAUGAGUUGAUAGGGUUGUUGGGAUGCUGGGGGAAUGUCCACCAUAGUGGGAAUUUGGAAAAUGUGGAGCCAAACGGGAGAUAUCUUGUUAUAGACGAUACUGGAGGUCUUGUUGUUGCUGCAAUGGCUGAAAGAAUGGGAAUACUUCAUCCUCCGGGAGAGGAUGAAGAGGAUGAGGAAGUCGACGAUGGCCUAGUACUUAAAGAAGAAGAGACGAGCGAAGUUCCUACACAAUCAGAUCCUGCGAAUGAGCAUCGACACACCGGAGAGCAGAAAGCAAGACCGCAGACUCGACCACAUGCCAAAAGGCAACCCAUGACCGCCAAGCAAAAUUCUAUUACUGUUAUUCACCCUCACUCACAGCCCAACCUCAGUCUCCUAAAGUACUUCGGCUAUGAUACAGAAGAACCCAACGUAUCGCACCCCCUUUUUGAGCAUCUCAAACUAGCUACAUGGCUUCAGGUGCUUGAUCCAGAGGCCGACAACAUAUACUCGGAAAAGCCGGAGGAAGUCGACGAGGCAACACUGAAGACUUAUAAGCCCCGACAACGCGGGACAUAUCAUCGCAAACAUGCAAGGUGGGCUCGAGUUAGGAGAGUUGUCGACGAGAUACGCGCAGGUGGAUAUGACGGUCUCGUAGUAGCUAGUGUAAUGGAUCCGGAUUCCAUACUGAGACAUCUGGUUCCUUUACUUUCUGGUGGCGCGUCAAUUGCGGUAUAUUCGCCAUCAGUUGAACCACUCACAUUAUUAAUGGAUCUGUACUCAACAGCCCGCCGCUCAGCAUACAUCUCUAAAAAGGCGGAUCUUGAGAAAGAGCGAAGGAGCAUUGACCUUGAUAACAUGGAUGUUGAUCUUCCUUCUGUCGAGUCACAGUUAGCCUCGGAAUUCUCUCUUGACCCAACAUUGGUUCUAGCGCCCAUGCUUCAGACAUCGCGAGUGAGGGAGUGGCAGGUUCUUCCAGGUCGGACACAUCCGUUAAUGUCUGGACGAGGUGGUGCCGAGGGAUACAUCUUUCAUGGUAUUCGGGCUAUUCCGCAGUCGCAGCAUGUCCAGGCCCGUGGGGUUAACAGUCGCAAGAAGCGGAAACUCGAUGUUGGGGAUAAUGGUACACCUGAUGAUGGAUCGACGCCGGUUGCUGCAUAG
Messenger RNA from Talaromyces stipitatus ATCC 10500, 1829 nucleotides. RefSeq names its product eukaryotic translation initiation factor 3, gamma subunit, putative. Gene Ontology annotation, biological process: tRNA methylation. The coding region runs from base 87 to 1829 and encodes 580 amino acids. NCBI's taxonomy places the organism in Eukaryota, Fungi, Ascomycota, Eurotiomycetes, Eurotiales, Trichocomaceae. The record is from RefSeq and is a predicted model, not a curated record. Gene Ontology annotation, cellular component: nucleus; tRNA (m1A) methyltransferase complex. The transcript has 2 exons.